ACAUUUCUUUGCCAGUGGUUGUUGCUCAUCGCUGGUGAGCCGAACCCAAGUGAGACGCGUCACGCAUUCCAGAAUUCUGGUUCGUGGUGCCGUGCACGACGCGUCGCGUUCUCAUACCGCGGACCCCGGCUGAUCCGGCUAUCAGCAUAAUCAGGAUAAGACACCCGAGCACAGCCCAAGUCGAGGUUUCGCCGAUCUGACUCUCACAGACCUGAUGCGCUGCUCUGUAGAAGGACCGGUCAGCAAAUUCACUAACGGGACGAUGACAGUGGCGUACUGCACAGAGGUGAGGGAGUCAAAGAGCAGAAACACAGGGUGGCGGCGACAUGGCGCGACAUGGCGUCGGGGCCCUGGGGAUGAAUUGAUGCCCUCCUCUCCGCAGUGUCGCAGUAUAGUAGGAGUGCAGGAUACGCCGCUCCCGCUGCGACGCGUCGACAUGAGAGGAGGCGCAUCCAGCAUGUCACGCGUGGUGACGCUGCGGAGACUACGGUCCGUGCCUGGGCGGAUUCCUCAUCCAUCAUCCAGCCAUAUUCUAAGCACCUCGGCGAUCAACAAAACAAGGGAAACACAUAUCAAUUCCGAGACGGUGUAUUGUAGUCACAUCCCUCGUCUUGGUGAGCAGUGGUCUGAUCUAUUUGCGGAUCACGCCCACCACGGGAGUCCCCUGCCUCGGCUGUCCACUCCUCCGCGUGAAAUCACUUGAAGUAAGUGUCAGUGCACCCGGUUUCCACCGUUUCCACCCACCGCCUCCAGUCACCAAAUAUCGUGCGAUACACUUAUAAAUGCAUGGGUACAACGAGUGUGG
Molecule: messenger RNA, 805 nt
Organism: Cutaneotrichosporon oleaginosum
Lineage: Eukaryota; Fungi; Basidiomycota; Tremellomycetes; Trichosporonales; Trichosporonaceae
Source: RefSeq, a predicted model, not a curated record